Messenger RNA from Cimex lectularius (bed bug), 589 nucleotides. RefSeq lists its product as uncharacterized. The transcript has 2 exons. NCBI's taxonomy places the organism in Eukaryota, Metazoa, Arthropoda, Insecta, Hemiptera, Cimicidae. The record is from RefSeq and is a predicted model, not a curated record. Bases 102 to 479 code for a protein of 125 amino acids.
UCUAUUGUUUGAACAUGUGAAAUAAAUAAUUUUCUCAUUGUUCAUCCAGCAAGGUACGAGUCAAGACGCAAGUUUUAUAAACAUUUUAAACAAGCAACAUAAUGGCAUUGUUACAAUCACUUAAGGCUGUAGUUGAAAAAUUGGCCCAACGCACUGAAGGUAAAUUCCUCCAGUUGAUGGAAAGCAUCCAAACUUGCCCAGCUGCCGAGAUCCAGCCGGCGCUGAGUUUGCCCGGUUCCCAUCUAUCCGACGGGAUCGUCUGGUCGCAGGACGCCGGUUGCAGGCGUGUCGAAGACAGGAUGAAAGUAGGGCCGAUAUGCAGAAGGCCCGAUUACAGAAGAAGGCCCAUCCCGCCCUUCGAGUACGGCUACUGCAAGGAAGAAGAAGAAGAACUGCCCACUUUCUGCCCACCGCGCAGGAGGAGAAAGAGCGACCCCAGCUCUUGUUGCAACCAGAUCGACGGCAACUCGUGCGAUUAGAUAAAUUAUAUGAAAAAAGUGAUGACCAUUGCAGAAAAAAGAGCCCCAAAACAUUUCAAAUGUUUUUCUAUACGAUAUGAAAAAUAAAAAAAUGUUGUCUUGUUUAAAAA